UCCCAAUUCAAAGAAUGUACUAAAUCACACGUGAUAGAUAUGCCUCCCACUGAGUUCAACAGGACAGCUCUUGAUGCAUGGUUGGAGUAUGUGUUUAAACACAACGUCUCUUGGGAUUUCAUCCCAGAGGCCACUUAUAAUGUUGUGUCUGCUGGUGCAAACUCCCCAAAAGAUAGUCAUAACUUCUACCAGGUGUAUGGGUCACCAAAAUCUCAAAAUGGUGGCUCUGAUUGGCAGCUGUACAUCUAUUUGUUCAUUAUGUCUAUCCUGUCUGUCAUGGGGAUCAUUGUUGGCUGUGUUGUCUUCAAAUUCUUUGUUGCUACUAGUGAUCAAACAGGAAAACAAACUGAAGUCAUCCAAGACAAAGAAAAACAGAAGUAUCCUCAUCUUGAGAGACUCUCUGGGGAGCCCAACAAGGCGAGAUUCAAUAAUUAUGUGACAACUGAUGUUUGUGCAUCUGCAGUUAAAGGAUGAGCUGGGUGCACUGAGAUCAACAUGUUUUGUGAAGAGACGCAAGGUUGGCUCAAGAUAAACACAUUUAUGGAUUU
Molecule: messenger RNA, 548 nt
Organism: Owenia fusiformis
Lineage: Eukaryota; Metazoa; Annelida; Polychaeta; Sabellida; Oweniidae
Source: the annotation of a GenBank genome assembly